Guillardia theta CCMP2712 is the source of this 1281-nucleotide messenger RNA. RefSeq lists its product as hypothetical. NCBI's taxonomy places the organism in Eukaryota, Cryptophyceae, Pyrenomonadales, Geminigeraceae. Gene Ontology annotation, biological process: lipid metabolic process. The transcript has 10 exons. The record is from RefSeq and is a predicted model, not a curated record. The coding region runs from base 1 to 1281 and encodes 426 amino acids.
AUGUCGAUGAAACAACAUGAAAUCAUCCUAGGAAAAGAUGGAGCCUGGAUGUUGGAGCAUAUCAUGAACAUCUACAAGACACAAGUGGAGCACAAAAUCAAGAACGUCAGUACGAGGCAGAUGAUCAAAGGAUUGGUUGGAGUUGCCUGCCUGCAGUUCAUCGAAGAAGUCGACUACGGUUGUCAAGGAUGCCUAAACAAGCUGAAACGGGAGAGGAAUAACGAACCCCCUCCCUGCCUGCAAGACGACGAUGACAUCAACAUCGAGGAGCUGCGCAGAUAUGCGAGGUUGGCAUCGCUGUGUUACGGGAGAGUUCACGAUAUCGUGAUGGGAGACUCCAAGGUCGAUGCCAAGAAACUUCUGCAGAGAAACAAAGAGGAGUGGACGAGCGCGGAGCUGCACGAGCCUUGUUUUAUCCUUUUGUUGGACAAGAAGUUUCGCAACCUUGUCCUGGCAAUCAGAGGAACUCGCGACGUCUCCGACGUGCUUGCCGACCUUCGCUGCUCCUCCGCCCCCGUUCGUCUCCUCGGCCUCGAGAACGCGCUUGUGCACCAGGGUAUGUGGGAAAGCGCCGUGAAUAUGGACGCAAAGCUGCGCGAGACUGUUGAGGAGAAGUUGAGGACGGAUGCGAGAGGCUUUGGGCUAAGGCUUGUCGGUCACAGCAUGGGAGGAGGAGUAGCGUCGCUCCUGACGGCGCGAUGGCAGCAGCUCUUCCCUCAGAUCCGCUGCUUCGCCUUCGCUGCCCCCUGCUCGGUCUCAGAGCAGCUGAGCGAGAGAGUUCGUGGGUCCAUCACAUCCAUCCUCCUCCGAGACGACGUCAUCUGCCGCCUCUCCCUCGGCAGCGUCUGCGACGUGUGCGAUGCUGCUUGUCUCCUGGCAGAGGAGGAGGAGGCGGUCGAGAGGAUCGUAAGGAUGUGCAUGCGUCGCAUGAAGAGUCUGCUACCGCUAGAGGUAGGAGGAGGAGGAGGAGGAGGAGGAGGAGGAGGAGGAGGAGGAGGAGGCGAAAAGGACAGAGCGGAGGGAGAGGUGGACGAGAUGUGGAGGAAGAGCUACCUGAAGGCAAUAGAAGCGAGCAUGGUCAACGACAAGCUCUAUCCAGCAGGAAGGCUGCUGUGGUUCCUGGACGAGGAAGGAAGAUGGGUGAAGGAGGAGGUGCCGCUGACGAUGGGGAGGAUUGUGUUUGCUGCAGACAUGCUGUCUAGCCACCUGAUGAGGAGCUACGAGAGAGCGAUGAGGAGAGGAGAGGGAGCUGGGAAGGAGCAAGGAGACAAGGGUCGCUGA